Molecule: messenger RNA, 913 nt
Organism: Manis pentadactyla (Chinese pangolin)
Lineage: Eukaryota; Metazoa; Chordata; Mammalia; Pholidota; Manidae
Product: calmodulin-like
Exons: 1
Coding region: 154-603 (149 amino acids)
Molecular function (GO): enzyme regulator activity; calcium ion binding
Source: RefSeq, a predicted model, not a curated record
GAAAAGGAGGGGGCUCCCACCUAUGGCAAGGCACCGCUGGAGCUCUGACCUCAUACAGACUCGGCCUGGCACCCUGACUGCGGGUCCCCAGCUCUGACGUGGGCCUGUUGAGCUGGCAGCAGGCUAGGAAGCUCCGUGACACGAGUGAGCAGCAUGGAGGAGCAGCUGUCUCAAGAGCAGGUGGCCGAGUUGAAGGAGGCCUUCUCCAAGUUUGACAAGGACGGGGAUGGCAGCAUCAACACUCAGGAGCUGGGCGCCGUGAUGCAGGCCCUGGGCAAGAAUCUGUCGGAGGCCGAGCUGAAGGAGAUCAUCAGCAAGGUGGACACAGAUGCUGACGGCGUCAUCAGCUUCCCAGAGUUCCUGGAAGAGAUGGUCAGGAGGAUGAAGGCCUGGAGGAAAAAGCAAGGCCUGCAGGAGGCCUUCCGUGUCUUCGACGUGGACGGCAACGGCUACAUCAGUGUGGACGAGCUCAAGCAGGUCAUGGCCAAGCUGGGUGAGGAGCUUUCCCAGGAGGUGCUGGAGGCCAUGAUCCACGAGGCUGACGUGGACCAGGACGGGCAGGUGAACUACGAGGAGUUCGUGCGCAUCCUCUCCCAGAAGUGAGGGCCCAGCCACCUCCUUCCACCUGAUCCUGGUUCUCAUGCUUUUUUGGGGCCCCUGCUUUUGUGGUGGGGUAUAAAGGGAGGGUCUGGGUGGUGGGAAUUGCCUACCUGGUGGGAAAGCCUUGCCACUCUUGGGCCUGGGAGAUGAGCCCCUGGGGCUCCUUGGGAGGGAGCCCCUCUACCCUGUAUCCCUAGGCCAGUUCCUGUUGCUGUACCCUGCAGGGAAAUGGGGGUGCUCCCUACCACACAGGGCUGCUGUGAGGAACCCCAAAGCCAUGUGGUGGUCAAAAUAAAAGGAAUGUGAUCUCCGA